CUUGCUUGAGUUUGGAAUGCUUUUAGUCUGCAUCGAGACUUGAGAGAGCGUUUUGAAAACAAAGCAAAGAUGUUGAAAGAAGUUUCGUUGUUGGCAUUCGCACUGCUUUUACUAAUACAGUUUACCGCGGGCUUACCGAGACCAUCUUCCUCGAAAUCGGAGGAAGAUAAUACCAUUCCACAUGGUACAACAACCACCACGCCAUCAGCACUCAACAGUGCUACGUCAAGUGCCCGCAAGCAACUAGAAGCGAAUGUUUACAAAAGCUUUGAAAACUUUUUAGACUUCCGUUUACAACGCACCAACAAAAUUGUCCAAGAUGUGCUUGCCGAUCCUGUAAUGAAUAGCAUCGAUAGUCCAGCUAUGGAGGAGGAAAGAAAGGUACUUAGGAAAUAUGUGAAAGACUCUAAGGAAGCCUUAAUUGCAGUUUUGCCUGCCGACAAAAAUGACCAACACAAUCGGUUCUUCUUUGCAAUCGGUAAAGAUUUAGUGCUGGAAAAUUUCAACAGCUUUAAUCGAAGACGUGCAUCGAAAACAGUAGAGCUGACACCAGAACAACGGGUCUCAUGGAAUGCUUUAAAGAAGCAUGGUGUACUCGAGUACAAUGAAGAGAUAGAGAAACGUACGAAAGACUUUGCCUACCAAAUAGUCGAUGAUUUCGAUUAUUAUGUGAAAGCUCUCCCAGCGGCCGAAAAGGAGAAGGAAAAGGAAAUGGUGGAAGUUUGGAAUAUGUAUAAAAAUAAUGCUCUUGGAUUGGAUAAGGCUGAAUUUGGGCAAAGAUUGUUCUUGGAAUUAUUCCAGUUUGAUUCCAAGGCAUAAUCGUUUUGAAUUUAUGGUAUAUGUGUGCUAUAAAUAUGUAAUUAAAUUUACGAAAAAACAAUAAUAAAAGUAAAUAUCGAAUAUCGAA
This is a messenger RNA of Bactrocera tryoni, 907 nucleotides long. RefSeq lists its product as uncharacterized. Bases 70 to 819 code for a protein of 249 amino acids. NCBI's taxonomy places the organism in Eukaryota, Metazoa, Arthropoda, Insecta, Diptera, Tephritidae. The transcript is spliced from 2 exons. The record is from RefSeq and is a predicted model, not a curated record.